CUUGAUUCCACAUCAUGACGUGGCGGAGGUUCGAAAUCUGCGCCGUGACUGAUGCAGCCGUCGAGUUGCGUGCGGGUGACGGGUUGCGCGCGCGAGCUCUGAAGGCGCGCGCGACGCCUCGCAGCAUCCCGCAGCCCGCUGCGCGACAGUGUUCUGCGGGCCGCGUUCGUGACGGCGGCAUCUCCGUCUCGCACUUCGUGUCAGUUCGCACGCGACGCUCGCGUAUUUUGAACCUCCGUUGCCGAUUUGGAAGCGCGUUACUUUCAGUGCCCGUCCCGAGAGUUUUGUUGCGAAUGUAGUAGUUUUGAUAUGGUCGUUGUUUUAUAAUGAAAAUCGGAAUACUAAAGAACUCUAUGUGCAUCAUUCCCUUUUGAUUCACGGACCAUUGCCCGGCGAGCGGCGCAGCUGGAGCAACCAGUGAACGACCGGGCCCGUCAUGCAUCCGCCGAUCUUCACUCCCGAAAUGACCAGUCGUCUACGAUCGUCCUGAGUUUAUUCGUUCGAUGUAUUUGAGCGCGGAAACGUUGAAAUAUUGAAUCUUUCCGGUCGAAAACCGACACUUAUGAAGUUCGCGAUUCUUGAUUCCCGAUCGAGACACAAUUGGAAAAUAUUCGCGAAUUUCGUACGUAUAACUGACGUUCGGUUUGGAAACGUAUGACCGAGAUACGAUCCAGGCGUCACUCGACAUAGUUGUCCGGUAAAAGGCAGUUUGAAGCUUUUCGGGAUUCCGGGGUGUGUUGGAAAUAGUCACGUGGAAGUUUUUCUGAGCCUCGCGUUAUUAUAGACACAAUUUCCGAAUGUCGUGAAAAUCUGGUCAGAUUCCUCAACCACGUGCGUUGGCCGAGAUUAUUCUGGGAUCGAUGUUGGAAGUAUUUGACUAUCUGACGAGAUUUUGUGUGACAGUGUUAUUUCAAUUUAUUUGUUUAAAAAAGAAUUAUCUGUACCUAUUUAAGAGGUACUCGUGCCUGAGAAGUGACUGCUUUAUACUACUUACGCCCCUCUUUUUGAUCUAAACUUUGAUGGUCAAGAAUUUUUCAAACCAUAUUUUAGUGCAAAAAUUAUAACCUAAAUUAUGAUGAAAGAACUCCCUAUCAAGUAAUCUGUUAGAUAAAGUGACAUGCUCGGAUAGGAGGGGCGUACCUAUUAUUAAACAUAACAUUAUUCCGUGGUGUUCCAGUCAAAUCACUGCUGUUAUUAAAAACGUAUCACUCAGUUGAGCGUAUUUUUUAUAUGUAUCUAGACAAUGAUACCCACUAAUGCUGCUUUGAAAAUAUUUUCUUCAAAACGCUCUUAAAAUACUGAGUAAUCAAAUCGCAACACAUUUAUUGGGUUUAAGUAGUCCUCGCGGAAGGGCGAGCGUUUGUAGGUUUGAUUAAAUUGUGAAGUGCAGUGAGUAACAGGGUUUUAAUCAUACACUGCUUCAGACGAGAGAACGCGAUCAUUUCACGAGAGAGUGCGCUGCAGGUAAAAGGGUUUUGAAAAUGCUGCGGAUCAAAUUUCAGCACUGCAAGUCGUCGGCUCGCCGUCGAUGCGCCGUUGGCGGAGAGUGAUUCCGGUCCAGCGUAUUUCCGUGGAAAACUGGGCGGAAAUGCCGUCAUCCGGUGUUGACGAACCGUUGCCCCACUUCGGAGAUUGGCGAGUUCCUGGCUGCUGCGAACCACUGGCCGAGUAAUAUGCGCUUGAACCCAUUCCAGAAGAACAUGAUAAUGUGCCUCGGCCGAUGGUUUGCAACCUGAGCAACUUCGACGUGGCCUGCUGGUCGCGGAUGAACAUGGCCCGGCCGAACGAAACCCUUUUCCCCUACGACGAGGCCUUCAAGGUCCUGCUGGAGCAGUCCCUGGCCGGGACGCAGAACCUGGACGACCGGACCUCGCUCCUCCUGACGGUGGCCUACGUGCUCCUCCUGGCCGUCGGCGUCGUCGCCAACUGCGUCGUUUGCUUCGUCGUCGUCCGCCGCGCUCAGAUGCAAACCCCCCGCAACAUAUACAUCGUCAACCUCGCCGUCUCGGAUCUCACCCUCUGCCUCAUCUGCAUGCCCUUCACCCUCGCCAAACUCCUCCGCCGUUCCUGGGUCCUUGGUGCGUGCAUGUGCAAGCUGGUACCUUUUAUUCAGGGAACCAAUAUUAUGGUUUCAAUCGGGACAAUCACGGUCAUCGCUCUGGACCGAUACUUCACUAUUGUACGCGGCUGUGACGCCAGUAAUAGUCGUCGAAGAGUAUACUGGUCCAUCCUUCUUGUAUGGGUAUUCUCCGCCUGGUUUGCUCUCCCGGUUGCCUACUAUCAGGCGGUGAUCCCGGCGAAGAUCGGGGAGGAUUUCGUGAUGUACGAGGUGUGCCUGGAGCAGUGGCCGAGCCAGACGGGACGGAUGGUUUAUACGGUGGUGGUGUUGCUCUGCCAGGCGGUCGUGCCGGCCUCCGUCCUCAUCCUGGUUCACCUCUCCAUCGCCGCCCACCUCCACUGCCACGCUCGCACCCAGUCCGACGGCCGUCGAGCCGCCCGCGAACUUGCUCGCAACAAGCGCACAACUUUUAUACUCGCAGGUGUUGCGCUGUUAUUCUUGUUGUCAUGGCUGCCAUUGAAUGCUUACAUGCUGGCAGUGGACGUUAUGUACCCGCAGGACGACGUCGGGUACAAGCUCCAGGUGCAGGACAUUUACCUGCCGUUGGCUAUCUGCCACCUCAUUGCCAUGUCAUCGGCUGUCUCCAACCCAAUCGUUUACGGCCUUCUCAACUCUAACAUUCGCCAUGAACUCCUUCAGCUUUUGCCCAAGAAGUGCGUCCCUGCACCUAGCAGACACCAGGUGCGGAGAAACGCAACGGAGGAACACACUACGCGGACGAACCUGCAAACAUUCAAUGCGACCGGGGGGAUCUCGAAGCAGGGGCACAGUCGCCAGGGGAGCGAGGAGAACCUUACGACAGCUGAAAUCGUCAUCAACAACAACAAAGACAUCAUUACCAUGUUCUAGGAACAGCCCCGCGAUCUGCCUCAAAGGAAACUCGAGGAGACCUCACUAUGAUCACGCCUUAAAACAAAAUCUAGUAAUUAUUGACAACUGAAAAAAUAAAAUCAUAGAAUAAAUAGACUACGUCAACAGAAGCGAAAGCUCCGUAAGAGCCAAUGUUAACAUUUUUCUUCCCAGGGUCGGUACUUCUUGAAACCUGAUUUGAGGUUAACCUACAAAAAAUAUUGGAAAGAAAUCUAAAAUUUUAAGCAACUUUACAGUAAUGCUCCGAAUUAACGGUAAAUAAGUGUAAAAAAAAUAUUUUUUAAUUCCUACAAACGUCUGUAUUCGUUAUCAUUCGGCCUUUCCAGCACGUCGACAUGCCGAUCGAAGACGUGAACAGUACUUAUUGACUCAGUUUCGCUUCGAUGACAUAAAAGUGGCGGUGGCUUUCGCUUCUAUUGGCGUAGUCUAUUCAUUCUAUGUUAAAAUAGUAGCUCAUAGGUACUGAGCCCCGGUUCUAUCAUGAAUUGUCGCACGAAUAUGAAUUAUGUCUGAAAAUUGAGAGGCGAAUUGAUUGACUGUCAAAUUUUAAAAGAAGAUUAGAUUCACGAUACAAGGCAUGAAAUCCCCUCAAAAAUACAAAGCUUACAAUUCUUCUUUGACAGGAAAGAAAACUUGACCAGCGGUGGUAGAAUUUGCCCUCAGAAGUCAAUUCCAUUCUAGUUGGAAGUAGGUAUUGAGAUGUGUUUUCCUGAUAAUCAGAAAAGACCUCAUUGCCCCAUACUGUGAAAUCCAAAAUCAUCAGCGGACGCAAUAUAGGUUGAGUAGAGUUGUCAGCAAACCUACUUUGUCUACUUGCAUUGAAUUUCAUGCGGAAUAAUCAAAACUUUUGCCGCAUUACAAUGCUAACUUUGCCCAUACGUGGCAUUAAUUUGUAAGCGUUCAAAGUGUUUAGGAUUCUCCAAAAUUGUUCCAACCAGCAGGUUUUAUGUUCUGACAUGAGGUUGAAUGGUUGAUUCGUAAAAAUGUCUAUUUGAUAAAUGCAAAAGGUCUUCCCUCGAGUUUUGUAUUGAUAAAACAGAUCGCUCCUUUCCAAAUAUAAAAUAUUUUAGAAUUAAUAAUACAUUCUUUAACCCGAAUUAAGAUGCGAAUAGAAAGUAAAGCUCUUCAUUUUUGUAUUGACAUGGGAUAGCAUUUUAAAGAGACCACCUUAUGUAUCCUUCUCGAAAGACUAAACGGAAAUAACAUUUUAACCUGAGAGCUGAGAUAAAUUUCAUAUGAUAGUUACAAUUGUGGCUGUAUCACGAUUGCUUCCAGUUGAAAUAACAUUUACAAUACGUCCCUAAGAAUUCUGAGCUAAAUCUAAGACAAAUUAUACUUCGCAAUGGAAAGAGACACUCUUUAAGUGGAAGGUAUCGUAUUUUUUAAAUUCUAAUUGUUCUCUUAAGUCAGAAUUCCUUCUAAACAAAAUCAGAAUUUAGAACAAAGCUAAAAAAUUGGUCCUUUCCCAAUGUACCUCUCGUUUACUAUCAAUUUAUAUGAAUGUAUAAAUAAUAUCGGUCACUUCAAAUCCAGAAAAUUGAUAAGCAUGACUGUAACUGUUAUAUAAAAAUGAUAUCGUACCUUUAAAGAUGAAACGAAUUUCCAAUCUUUUGAAUAAGAGCUUGACUCUUGCUUGAACUAUUCCAACAACUAAAAUGUUUUGUUUUUGUGAUUUCUUGAUGGUUUCCCAUUUUAUAUGUGCAUUUAUGAUUACCUUUUCAAGUCUUUGUUUUAAAUAUUAAGAAUUGAUGUAACUCUAAGUGCAAUUAUUAAUGUAGUAAAUCUAUGCCUCUUGACGUCCAAUUAUAUUUUGCUUAUCAUA
This is a messenger RNA of Bemisia tabaci, 4811 nucleotides long. RefSeq names its product neuropeptide Y receptor type 2. Gene Ontology annotation, biological process: G protein-coupled receptor signaling pathway. Gene Ontology annotation, molecular function: neuropeptide Y receptor activity. The record is from RefSeq and is a predicted model, not a curated record. Gene Ontology annotation, cellular component: membrane. NCBI's taxonomy places the organism in Eukaryota, Metazoa, Arthropoda, Insecta, Hemiptera, Aleyrodidae.